Messenger RNA from Plectropomus leopardus (leopard coralgrouper), 1384 nucleotides. The record is from RefSeq and is a predicted model, not a curated record. NCBI's taxonomy places the organism in Eukaryota, Metazoa, Chordata, Actinopteri, Perciformes, Serranidae.
GAACUCAGAGUUUCUACCUGGAACACACUGAUGACAUCCUCUCUUUGACCGUCAACCAGCACCCGAAAUACAAAAACGUCAUUGCCACUGGACAGAUCGGCACCACUCCGUCCAUCCACGUGUGGGACGCGAUGAGUAAACAGACUCUGUCCAUCCUCCGCUGUCCUCACACUAAAGGCGUCGGCUACGUAAACUUCAGCGCCACGGGAAAACUGCUGCUGUCUGUCGGAGUGGAACCUGAACACACCAUCACUGUGUGGCGCUGGCAGGAAGGAUCGAAAGUGUGCAGUAAAGCCGGACACCCGGACCGGAUCUUUGUGGUGGAGUUUCGGCCGGACUCGGACUCCCAGUUCGUGUCUGUGGGGAUUAAACAUGUGAAGUUCUGGACGCUGGCUGGCGGUGCUCUGAUGUACAAGAAGGGCGUUGUGGGAACAGUGGAGGACGGCAGGAUGCAGACGAUGCUGUCUGUCGCCUUCGGUGCUAAUAAUUUGACGUUCACUGGAGCCAUUAACGGGGACGUAUAUGUGUGGCGAGAUCACUACCUGCUGAGGGUGGUGGCGAAGGCGCACACCGGGCCGGUCUUCACCAUGUACACCACACUGAGAGACGGUCUCAUCGUCACCGGCGGCAAGGAGAGGCCGACUAAAGAGGGCGGUGCGGUGAAGCUCUGGGAUCAAGAGAUGAAACGCUGUCGAGCCUUUCAGCUGGAGACGGGCCAGCAGGUGGAGUGUGUCCGAUCUGUCUGCAGAGGCAAGGGUAAGAUCCUGGUGGGGACAAAGGACGGGGAGAUCCUCGAGGUUGGAGAGAAGAACGCAGCGUCCAACCUGCUGCUGGACAGCCACGCCCGGGGAGGUAUCUGGGGUCUGGCCGCUCAUCCUGCUAAAGAGCUCUGCAUCACCGCCAGCGACGACGCCACCAUCAGGCUGUGGGACCUCACUGACAAAAAACUGUUGAACAAGGUGUGUGUCGGCCACGCAGCUCGCUGUGUGAGCUACAGCGCAGAUGGAGAGAUGCUGGCAGUGGGGAUGAAGAACGGCGAGUUCCUUCUCCUCCUUGCCAACUCCCUGAAGAUGUGGGCCAAGAAACGAGACCGCAGCGUCGCCAUCCAGGACAUCAGGUUCAGUCCAGACCGGCGGUUGUUGGCCGUUGGCUCGGUGGAGAACACGGUGGAUGUUUAUGAUGUGAGCGGAGGACCAAGUCUCACCCGCCUGGUUUACUGCAGCGACAUCUCUGCUUUUAUCCUGCAGCUCGACUUCUCCGCUGACAGCUGUUAUAUACAGGUGUCCACAGGAGCUUAUAAGCGGCAGGUGUUUGAGGUUCCCUUAGGGAAGUUGGUGAGUGACCAGACCAUCAUCGACAGAAUCACCUGGGCAACUUGGACAAG